AUGCUGUAUUGGUUAUUAGGCUCUUUACCUUUUGUUUUUCUCUUUUCAUUUGCCUAUUACAAACAGAAUUGGCUGUUAUAUUGCAAUUAUAUGCCCCGAGGACAGGCCAGAGUCCUCGAAUAUUUACCUUCAAUAUUCAAUCUACCCUUUGAAGAUAUCAUGUUAGAUACACUGGAUGGAAAAGCAAAAAUCCAUUGCUGGUUUCUGAGAUAUAUGCCAUCAGGUGGAUCUCUUGAUUCUUCUUUCUUACAACAUAAAAAGUCAACGGACAAGGCUAACAAUGAUGAAGAUGCCAUCUUUUCGUUUCAUCAUUCGAGCAGCAGUAAUGCCACAACGUCGUCCCCUUCAUCAUCAGCAUCACAAGGAAACAACAACUCAUCAUCAGGCGAUAAUUUAUCACAACAAGACACAAAGAAAAAGAUCAAGAAGGGAACUUCAAGUAUGAUGUUGCAGUACAAGAAACAACUUCAGUACACUCCAACAAUUAUCAUGUUUCAUGGCAAUGCUGGAAAUAUUUCACAUCGAUUGACAAAUGCUAGAGACAUGUAUCGCUCAUGUAAAUGUAAUAUACUUAUGGUAGAAUAUAGAGGUUAUGGACGAAGUACAGGAGAACCAUCAGAAGAGGGUUUAAAGAAUGAUGCAGAAACAGCCAUUCGAUAUUUAUUGGAGAAAAGGUCGGACAUUAAUCCAAACAAUAUUUUUAUAUUCGGAAGAAGUCUUGGUGGAGCUGUGGCAAUCUUUCUCGCUGCAAAAUAUGCCAAUGUAAUUCGAGGAGUUAUUGUUGAAAAUACUUUUAUUUCAGUACCUAAACUGAUUCCUUCACUAUUUCCAUAUCGAUUUGCGGUUCCAGUUUUGCAAUAUUUAUGCAUUAAUAAGUGGGAUAAUGAAACAAUUUUGAGAAGUGCUACAUUCAGAAAUGAUUUCCACAGAAAGAGAUUGAAUGGUGACUUGCCCUUUUUAUUUAUCAGCGGCAGAAAAGACGAGUUAAUACCUCCAGAACACAUGGAUACUCUGAUUGAAAUUUAUUGUGAACGUUACGGAGAUUAUUGUUAUGUCAAACGAUUCGAAGAGGGCACUCAUUACGGAACGUGGUUAUGUCCUGGAUACUAUCUCAAUUUAUAUCGAUUUAUCAAAAAGUUUAGAGUCAAUCCACCUUCAGUCUCAGAAACUAGAUCAAGAAAGGCAUCCUCAUCAACAACAAGUGUUAAGCCUCACAUUCCAACAUCUUCAACAGAUCAAAUUCACACUUCAGGCGAUGAUAUUGUGAUUCAUGAAAACAUCACACUUACAUAUGCAGAUUCGCUUACAAUUCCUCCCGAGAACCACCACGGAAGUGGCCAUAACAGUGGCACAAGUAGUGGUGCUAAUAGCGGAGACAACACACCAAGAAAAAAGGGAACCUAUAUGUUCAGAUAA
This is a messenger RNA of Naegleria fowleri, 1416 nucleotides long. RefSeq lists its product as uncharacterized. Gene Ontology annotation, molecular function: palmitoyl-(protein) hydrolase activity. The transcript has a single exon. Lineage: Eukaryota; Heterolobosea; Eutetramitea; Acrasida; Naegleriidae. The record is from RefSeq and is a predicted model, not a curated record. Gene Ontology annotation, cellular component: membrane. Bases 1 to 1416 code for a protein of 471 amino acids.